AUGACCUUGGACCAGCAGGAUCAGAAUGCCACGGGCGACCAUGAUCACGCUUUGAAGCCUCAAACCAGCUGGGUCGCGGGUCUUCCAGGUCGCCACGUCGUUGGGCCCUACGUGCAGUCCAAUGCACUCGAGCGUCUGCGCGUCUGGGAGGUGCGCAAGUACUGUCAGAUCAAGCCGGCUCUGAGCUCUCAGGGCGAUGAUUUCAUCUCGCACUCCGAUGAUCUGGAAAGCGGUGACUAUGCCCUGACUGCCAUCCUGCGCUGCGUGCUCUUGGAACUGGGCGCAGACCUCGCCUUCAUAAGCCUGUUGGACGACUCGACGCAGUACUUCAUCGCUGGCGCGACCCGAUCUGCCGAGCCGACCACCGCGCGAUCCUCGGUAGAGUCCACUCAGUGGUAUGGCUGCGAUGCCGUGCUACAUGCUGGCGGUCUCUGCAACCGCACCAUCCGUCUCGCGGGAGAUUCCGCGCUUUACGAGGAGUUUGACAUGAGGACGCAAGAUUACACCAAAUCGUUGCCCUUCGUCAAUGGAGACAUUGCCAGGCUCCGGUACUACGCUGGUGUUCCUUUGACGACCCCUGAGGGCCAUGCGAUUGGAACCCUGUUCGUCAUGGCGAAUGAGCCCGCUGAGACAUCCUUGUCCGCGCACCAGCAGAAGUUUCUCUGCGACUCGGCGGUGCAGGUGAUGAGGCAGCUGAAGCAGGCUGUCCAAGCAUUGGAGGGUGAGCGCAUUGCCAACUUCAACGCCGCCAUUUCCUCUUUGGCACGCGGACCCCAGACUCCCAACUCCGAGAACAGCACUUCGUCGUCUCGCAGCAAGGAGAGAUCGGUGACGGCAGCAGAAGGCGCGUUGCAGCUGCAAAAUUUCUACGAUCACAGUGCCAAACUCCUGCUCGAUGGUUUUGAUUUCGGCUCAGUCUUUCUGCAAGAGGUCCCUCUACACCAGGGGAACAAUCAGACCUGA
Molecule: messenger RNA, 963 nt
Organism: Saxophila tyrrhenica
Lineage: Eukaryota; Fungi; Ascomycota; Dothideomycetes; Mycosphaerellales; Extremaceae
Exons: 1
Coding region: 1-963 (320 amino acids)
Source: RefSeq, a predicted model, not a curated record